UCCAAGCUUGUUAAAAUGAGUAGCUUACGUAAUGCGGAGAACGAUCAUUAUUAAUAAUAACGAUAAGAUUAGGGUCUUUCACCGGGUCACGCUCUGCGUCGUUGAUUACAUACAUAGACGAGAAAUAGCGCGUAACAACGAUGCCACGUUGAGGUUGAGGACGGAAAACGAAGCGAGCCGAAGUUAGUUCGCCGUGAGUCUUGUAGUUUAGCGAGCGGUUAAGGACAAUACGGACGCGAACGUGCUACGAGGCGAAACGCCUACGACUUUCUAUCCUUCCCUCUCCUCUCUCUCUUUCUCUCUCUCUCUCUAUCUCUUUCUUUCUUUAUACCAACGCGUUCUGCGUCUUCCGUGUUUCUCUCUCGUUCUCUUUCUCCCUCUCAUUCCCAUCCAAGUCCAAGACGCGACGUCGUCAACGUGGUGACGUUUAGUAGUUGUUAGAAACCUUCGAUUCAACGCCUGACAAGAGUGACGUUCGGAGAGAGAUAUCCGACGAGACAAAAAAGAAAGAAAAAACAUUAUGGGGGCAUCUUCGAACGCGACAUACUUAGGCCUCGAUCUCAGCACGCAGCAGUUGAAGGCUGUUGUGGUCGAUGACGAUCUUGGUAUUCUACAUGAGACCAGUGUACAAUUUGACAAUGAUCUGCCAGAAUUUAGAACAUACGGAGGUGUUAUACAAAAGAAAUACGAAUCUCACGUAGUAGUGGCACCAACUUUGAUGUGGGUCAAGGCUUUAGAUAUGAUAUUAGAUAAACUACGUGUUUGCGGAGUUGAUUUUAGCAAAGUAUCAGCUAUUUCCGGAUGCGCUCAGCAACACGGCACCGUUUAUUGGGGGAAAGGUAGUCAAAGUCUAUUGAAAAAUUUAGAACCAACGAAAUUUUUACACGAACAAUUUGCAACGUCGUUUUCGAUAGGACAAUCGCCGGUAUGGAUGGACUCUAGUACGUCCGAUGAAUGUCAACUUUUCGAAGUGAUCGUAGGUGACCCUAAAAAAUUGGCAGAAAUAACUGGGUCUCGAGCAUACGAAAGAUUUGCAGGACCGCAAAUAGCAAAGAUAGCACGAAGAAGGCCAGAAGCCUAUAGUAAUACCGAGAGAAUUUCUUUGGUCAGUAGUUUCCUUGCUUCUCUUUUCUUGGGCGACUUUGCACCGAUCGAUUGGUCAGAUGGCUCUGGUAUGAAUCUUUUAAACAUUCGUACGAAGGAUUGGGACGAUGUCUUGUUAGAGACUUGUGCGCCUGAUUUAAGAAAAAAAUUGGGCAAACCGACCUCUUCCUAUAAUAAUAUCGGCCCAAUAUCGCCUUAUUUUGUCGAAAGAUUUGGCUUUAAUGAGGCUUGUAGGAUUAUUGCAUUUACAGGAGAUAAUCCAGGUUCCUUGGUAGGAAUGAGACUGAAAAAAGGAGAUAUUGCAUGUAGUUUAGGAACUAGCGAUACUUUGUUUUUAUGGCUGAACGAACCGAAAACUGCUAUCGAUGGGCACAUUCUCUGCAAUCCUAUUGAAGAUGAUGCAUAUAUGGCAUUACUUUGUUUUAAAAAUGGAUCAUUGACUAGAGAAAGGAUACGUGACAGUGCAGCGCAAGGUUCAUGGCAAAUAUUUAACGAAUUAUUAGAAAGUACACCGCGAGGAAAUUUCGGAAAUUUUGGCCUGUAUUUUGACGCCCAGGAGAUUUUACCGUCCGUGAUCGGUGAUUACAGAUUUAAUAAAGCUAACGACAAAAUUAAUCGAUAUAGCUCGAAAGAGGUAGAGGUUCGAGCACUCAUUGAAGGCCAAUUUGUGGCGAAAAGAGCAUAUGCAGAAGAUUUUGGUUUUGUUAUCGGUUGGUGUACAUUAUUACGAACUACGAAUAUUUUCUUUUUUUUUCUAAACUUUACUAAUUUUAUACAAUUAGGUCCCGAUACUCGUAUAAUAGCAACAGGUGGUGCAUCUGCUAACAAAACUAUAUUACAAGUACUUGCUGAUGUCUUCAAUUCGCCUGUUUAUAUAUCGAAGGAUAUUACGAAUUCAGCUAUGAUGGGAGCAGCGUAUCAAGCAAAACACGGUUUAUUAAGAAACGAAAGUAACUUUGAAGAAAUAACUGCUUCUUUACCAGAACCUACAGUUGUAUGUCGACCGUACGACGAUGCUGAGUCUAUAUAUCGACCAAUGACGCAACGUUAUCGAAAGUUAAUAGAAAGAAUAAUAAAAAGAAAUCAAUCGCAGUCAGAUAAGUAAAAUGAAAUAUUGCAGAAAAUUCUAUUGCAUAAAUCUUUAGCUAAUUAACUUCCAACAAAUUCCAUAAUUUUAUAUCGUGAUAGAUGCAUAUCAUAGUUGUAUAUAUACAAUGAUAUAUAAGUAUCUACACAUAUGCAUUAUCUUAAACAUUUAUAUAUAAUUUGGGUAAUAGAAAAAUUUUAUCUAUUCGUAAUAAGUCAAAGUUCUAAUAAAACAUCAUUUUUACAUAAGAUUAGUCUCUGUUAGAAUCUCGAAGUACGUAAUGAUAGAUAUGUCACGUAUGAUUUAAUGCAUUUACGCUACUUAUAUAUAUAUAUAAGAGCAUGCAUGUUUUCUUAAGUUUUUAUUCCUUGAAAAAAAUAUGCGAAUAUCGUAAACAACUUACGACCGAAGCACAAAUAUUAAAAUAUAAUUGAUUUCCUAAUGGUUGCUCUAUUAUAAAUAUUUCUUGCUAUACACUUAAUUUAAUCUCUUUUUUCUUUUUACUAUCAGUGCCUUAGUGCUUAAAAGUACAAGAAAAACUAAAAGUGCAAUUUGUUAAAGCGAAUUUAUAAUAUAUAAAACUUUAUAGAUUCAUAAUAUAAAUUGUAUGAUAUAUAUAUAUAUAUAUAUAUAUAUAUAUAUAUAUAAUGCCAAAUUUAAUAUAUUAACUUAUUAUUGUUAACUUAUUAAAACAUAUUGUAUUAAUUAUUAAUAAAUCUAAUCUUUCUUUUUCA
Vespula vulgaris is the source of this 2925-nucleotide messenger RNA. RefSeq names its product xylulose kinase. Gene Ontology annotation, biological process: xylulose metabolic process; D-xylose metabolic process. The transcript has 11 exons. Lineage: Eukaryota; Metazoa; Arthropoda; Insecta; Hymenoptera; Vespidae. Gene Ontology annotation, molecular function: D-xylulokinase activity. Bases 521 to 2209 code for a protein of 562 amino acids. Gene Ontology annotation, cellular component: cytosol. The record is from RefSeq and is a predicted model, not a curated record.